Molecule: messenger RNA, 1350 nt
Organism: Oreochromis niloticus (Nile tilapia)
Lineage: Eukaryota; Metazoa; Chordata; Actinopteri; Cichliformes; Cichlidae
Gene: nmu
Product: neuromedin U
Exons: 10
Coding region: 175-717 (180 amino acids)
Biological process (GO): regulation of smooth muscle contraction
Molecular function (GO): neuromedin U receptor binding
Source: RefSeq, a predicted model, not a curated record
UUGCGGCAAUCAAACAACUUUUACGCGAGCCGAGCUUCAGUGACGCAGUCAAGUGUCAGCACGAGAGGCGGGUGUUUGACACGAGCCUUCAUAUUUCUCUGACGUGAGAUACGAGCUGUCAGAAGAGCAAGAAGUCAAAAGACAAAAGACACCAAAGGCCAGCCAAAGAGAGAGAUGAGAACCUUUCAGAGCCAAAGUCAGCGCGGAGCCUUCAGCACCCUGCACAGCCUCAGCAGCAGCGCCAUGAGUCCACUCAGCACGGCCAGCAUCACCUUCGCAGCCCUCCUCAUCCUCACCAUACCAGUCUGCCAAAGUGCUCCAGCAGAUCUUCAGCAGGCAACAGCAGAUCAGGGGCAGCUACUCAGAGAGAUUGAUGCCAUGUGCUCAUCCUACCUCUCUGAAGACCUGAGGUUUUUGGCAUCUGAUGUCUUAGGAGAACUCUGUGUCUUGAUGCUGGUUCAGAAAUCAAAGGAGCUGAAUGUGAGAGAAAAUAGUAAAAGGUUUUUGUUUCAUUACUCUAGACCACAAGGUUCUGUCUUGUCAAAGGGAGGGUCUCCUCAGUUGCACCCUCUUCUGCGUCUAGUUUCCCAACUAAAUACUAGAAGAGAGAGAGGACUCACAAUGCACGCCGACCUCCAGGGACCUGGAGGAAUCCAGAGCAGAGGCUACUUUCUCUAUCGGCCACGGAAUGGGAGAAGAUCCUUAGAGUAUGAAUGAACUAAAGUCUCCACCUCUGAAGCUUAGUGUACAGAGACAAAACAGACCCUGAGACCCGGGCUGCUGCACCGCCACUGAGUGAUCCAGACAUCAAACACAUCCCUCUGCCUCUGCUUUAUAGUGAUGUUUGAAUGUACACAAUGGAUAUUAAUUAAAACACUAUUAAUUUAUCCAUAUUUUGUUUUGUGUUAUUAAAACUGCUAUCUGUGACUGGGUGUAGCUGUGUAAUUUUGUUUCACUGUGAUUAGUCCUAUUUCAGUACAUUUGAAAACAGCGUAAAAUAGAGUGAAGGAGUGAAUCAGUGAAUUGAGCUUUUACAUAAAAUAGUAGGAGUAAUUUAAACAUGAUAAAGGCUUUGUUUGAUGUAUGGUUGUAUAAUGUGUAAUUUUAGUAAUAAUAAAGUUACAGAUGAUAAAGUAGUUCCUCCUGCUGCAGAAGCCUCAGGUGUUGAGGCUCUGAUACUAAACCAGCACUAUAUCUGCUUGGUUAUCUGGGGGGUUGACUGGGAUAUUUUCUUUGGUGUUCUCCACCUUUUGUGGUGGUUUUUCAUGUGUGUGACAUCAGACAAUUUAUUAGGUACAUCUUGAACUCCACCACCAGCCUGAACCACUGAUAACAACGCAGAUUGGAACC